This is a messenger RNA of Paramisgurnus dabryanus, 3471 nucleotides long. RefSeq names its product docking protein 7a (gene dok7a). The record is from RefSeq and is a predicted model, not a curated record. Lineage: Eukaryota; Metazoa; Chordata; Actinopteri; Cypriniformes; Cobitidae. Gene Ontology annotation, biological process: positive regulation of protein tyrosine kinase activity; neuromuscular junction development. Gene Ontology annotation, molecular function: protein kinase binding.
AUGUGCGACACCGUGAUCGCGGGGGGAGCCGGUAAAAUCAGAGACGGCAAAAAAUGGAAAAGCCGCUGGCUGGUGCUUCGCAAACCCUCACCGGUAGCAGAUUGUUUGGUGCUGUACGUGUAUAAGGAGCGUGGAGUGAAGGAGCGGAGCAGCGUGACGUUGGAGCAGAUCUGUGGUCUGGAGGCGCGCGUCUGCGAUGAUGAUGCCGUUACCUUCAUCCUCUCAAUCCUCUGUCUCACUCAUACCACAGUGCUUGGUUUUGACAACAGGGAGGCGCUACAGAGCUGGGAUCUGCGACUGCGCUAUUGCCUCGGGGAAGUCCACAGUUUCAAUGUCUUUGUGCUGCCCGGCACUAAACUGGAAAGCGGCCCUGCGACUCUUCAUUUAUGCAACAAUCUGCUGGUGAUCGCUAAAGAUCUGCCGGCGGUGAUCACCGGUCACUGGAAUCUACUGGAUCUGCGGCGAUACGGCCCGGUGAGCAACGGCUUUGUGUUUGAGGGAGGAACGCGCUGUGGCGUCUGGGCUGGCGUCUUCUUCCUGUCGUCUUCUGAUGGCGAGCAGAUCAGUUUUCUGUGUGAUUGCAUUGUUCGUGGGAUUUCUCCAUCCAGAGGUCCGUUCGGACUGAAGCCACUGCUCCCAGAGUGUGGUAUCAGUGCAGUUUCAUUACAGGACAGAUUGAACCAUGAAGCAGAGGAGCUGGAGAGGAGGAUCAGUCUUCUGUCUUAUUCCUCAGCUUCCAGUUCCAGUGUUGGAUCUUUGGUGACAGAAGACACUUGUAGCAUAUCUGGGUCAUCCGAUACUUCAGACACCGGACAUUCAGAGUGCAGCGUCAGCAGUCGACCCGCACUGUGGCCUGUUGAGCCGGUCCCGCUCAACUCAUCUGAAACAUCUCACCCAAUCACACCAAGAACAGCAUCUCAGGGGGAGAAGGCACCGUUUGACAGCUUGAGUGAUGGGUUCCGGGUCCCAGAAGAUCUGGUCCGCUCUCGAAAGCUGAAAGAGACCGGAAGACAGAACUCAUCCGAUAGCGGCAUAGCAACGGGAAGUUUCUCUUCCUACAGUGGCAGUUUGGAUGCAUGUGUUGCUGGGAAUGAUUAUAGCACACUGCUCAAUCUACCACCACCCGCUAACCCAGAGCAACACUUGUGCACCUGCCCACCCUGUCCUGCUCAUGAGUACCAGGUGCCCUCAUCUCUGCGAUACCUGUAUGACACGCCCCGCAAGCUGCUGGAGAUCACCAGGACCGCUGAGUGCUCCAGAGACAAGAGCAGAUCUACAGAUGAUACUGGAUCUCCGGAGAGUGAAAAGACUGAGCUAUCAGUCAAGACACAGCCUCAAGUUUGUUCUGAAUUUUUCAGCCAAUCAGAUUCAGACUCAGCCCUGAUACACACAUGGGAGGGUCUAAAGAAAGGGGAGGGGCCUCAGGGUAUGAACUUUGGUGAGACUGCAGACUGUCCUGCUGCCAGUCCUAAAUCACUCUUUAUCACCUGCUCUGUCUGUGGAGGACUUAAGAUGACACAUCUGCCUGAAAGGACUCCACUGCCCGCAGUGUCAGGCAAACAAUCAGCCCCGCCCACCAGUGAUGUCAUCACACACCCCACCUAUCAGAAGUCUGAGGCUCUCAGAAAACCUUGCGUAUCAUCGACUUUUCACAACCAAUGGAAGCUGACAUCUGAGCGUUCACAGACCAAUGGUUAUGUUUCCGGUCUGUGUGAUCUCCUGACACACUACAGUUCUGCUGAGCAACACAGAAGCGUUUAUGAGUCGAUGUCAUCAUCUGUGGUAGGGUUGGAGUCGAGGCGUCCUGCUCACAGCACACACGCUCUUCUCUAUGAGAACUGUCUUCACUGCAGGAGAGGAGAGAACCGAUGCCAUCUUCCCAAAAUAACACCUCCAUCAAAAGAUCAGGACACUAAAGAACCGAAGAGAAACCAGUCAAACAUCUCAGAGUCUCUCUGUCUCUCAGAUGAGGAGCUCAGUGUCUCUCUGCAACAAACCAAUGAAGAAGAUAAGAGGACAGAGAAAGGAACAGCCGAUUCUGAAGCUAUGCAAAGUCAAAUGACGCAGAGAAGCUCAGAGUCAAUUGGAGGUUGUGGUGGAUCACAGCUCAACUCUCAUCAUCUAACUGAAGGUGGAUUGUCUGCGUUACCUUUGGAUGGUUUGGUGAGAGGAGACUCAGUAACAUAUGUGAAUAUUCCCAUCAGUCCUCUAUCCAAAAAACAGCUGAAUUACAUGGAGGUGGAGCAGCAUCAGGAGCCUGGUACAGCUAUCAGAGGAAGAAGCUCCAGUAAAUACGCUCAGAUUGACAUAACAGCGACCGAGGCAGCGCACAGAGCUGGUACCCAGCAUGCACUGGGGCGAGAGGAGGGACUACAGAGGAGAAGAGGAGGAGCACCGCAGUGAUGUCAUCAGAUGCUGUCACACCUCCUCCAUUCAGUAACAAACUGAAAGACUUUUAUCUGGAUCAUCUUAUUCUGAAGAUCUCUAGAGAAACUGACCAAACACUGUUUAGCUUUGUUAUACUACAAAAAUAUUUUGAUUUAACUUCACUCUACUGUACAUACAGUAUGGUUAGUCAUAGUCUUUGGUUUUUCUUAACAAAUGCAUUUUACACAGAUUAUAAUGAAUCGUUUAUGGUAUUGCUAAAAAAGUAUUGCUAAGCCAGACCUGAUCAUUCUUUGUAUAGCAGACAGUGUGUGUUAUAAUGUGUGUUUAGAUGUGUUAUCAUCAUGAGGACUUUAUGCUUUUUAUACUGAGCUCAUGCUAUUUUCUUUAUCAAUAAAAUAUCAUUUAGUAUGUUUAUUUAGGGGUAGAGAGCUGGAGGACAUCAUUUGGGGAUUUCAUUCAAGAUGAUGUGAUAGUGUAUUCAUGUUACACUAGGUGGCGCCAAAAUACAUAGAAUGUCUAACUGGGUCUAGAUGAGUAGACAGUCUCAUCCAUUUAGGGCACAUCCAUACUGUCACAUUAAUUGAGAGAAAGAGUAGUUUCAUUAAUAAUAACAUUUUAAAAGUUCAUCCUAAAUCAGAUAUGGUCUGGUGUCUAAGAGCUUCUUAGGAUAUUAAUAAGUAUAUAACAUUCUCAGUGUUUACAUCUCUUGUAAAACAUGGAUGUUUCCUGCUGAUGAUUUAGUCAGAAUGUAUUGUACAUGUCCAGUGUGCGGUUAACUGCACAAAAAAUAUGAAAGGAUACAGAAGAAGAGACCACAACCAAUUAUGAAGAGAACCACAAAAACCUCAAUACAUUUAUCAUAUCUGCAAGCAGAGAGAACAAGCCACCAUUAAAUCAAUCAAAGAAAUGUUUCAGAGAAACUCAUGACCUUUUGAGCUGCUAAUGCAUUGCUCUACCACUAAACUAUACAGGAGCCCAUAAUAUAUAUAUUUAAUUUCAUUGUGUAUUUUACUCCUGUGUAUGUUUUGCAUUUUUGUAUUAUCUCUUUUUAUACUGUUUGAUAUACUUUCUGCAUUAUUUCAA